AUUAUUUAUUCAAUAUUUACGACUUUGGUUUCUGGUUUUUCUAUGAAAAUCGCAAUUAUAAAUUAUCACUAUGAAACCAGGAUGCAAAUUUAAAUUUUAAUCAAUCUUCUUUUUUAUCUGACGUUUACAAUUUACACAAAUAAGAUAUUCGUGACCACGCCGCAAGACUAUAUAUAUAAAAACAAUGAAUCCUUUGAUUUAAUCGCAUUUCGUAAUAUGAAGUGGUUCGUUCUAUUUUGUGCUGUCAUUUGCAGCACCUGUGGGGCACAAAAAACUAAUAAAGACAAUACAAUAUCUAAAAGUGAUAAUAGUGAUGUAGUGUAUUUAAUAGAAGAUAUUGGAAAUUCUUUUGGAGAUAUUGAUGGUAAAAACAGACAUGUGCCUAGUUACAAACUGAAAAAUCCUAUUCCUUUUGAUGAAGCAGGUGAUGGGAUUUAUUUUAGACCUGAUGAUAGAAAACCAUUAGACAAACCUCAGCAAUUGGUUGUAUCUCCACACAGCAAUCGCCAAAGGCGUAGCCUUUUCCAUAAAAAAGGAAGUUUGCUAGACGGUCUAUUAGGAGGAGGAAUUGGAGGAGGCAGCGGCUACGGUUUUGGCGGAGGUUACGGAGGAGGAGGUUACGGAGGUGGUGGAGGCGGAGGUGGAGGAUAUGGAGGUGGAUAUGGAGGCGGCGGUGGAUUUGGAGGAGGAAAAGGUGGCGGAGGAGGAUUUGGCGGAGGAAAAGGUGGAUUAGGUGGAAACGAUGGAGGAUUUGGAGGCGGCGAUGGAGGAUUUGGAGGCGGUGGUCAUGGAGGUGGCCUAGGAGGAGGAGGUGGUUUCGGAGGAGGUAAAGGAGGUGGAGGCGGUUUAGGAGGAGGCGGUCAUGGUGGCCACGGAGGAGGAGGAUUUGGAGAUGGUGGUCAUGGAGGUGGUAGCUCUGGGGGCGGAGGUUUUGGUGGCGGAGGAGCCGGAGGCGGUGGAUUUGGAGAUGGUGGCUCUGGAGGUGGCGGAUUUGGACAUGGGGGCAAAGGCGGUAAAGGAGGCGGAUUUGGUGGGGGCGGUGGACUUGGUGGUGGCGGUGGAUUUGGAGGAGGCAGCUCCAGUGGACACGGAGGUGGAGGAUUUAAUGAUGAUUCUUAUGACCACCAAACAGGAGGACACGGAGGCGGAGGUGGACUUGGGGGCGGUGGAGGCCUUGGAGGAGGUCACGGAGGAGGCGGUGGACUUGGAAAUGGUGGAGGCGGAGGCCUUGGAGGAGGUCACGGAGGUGGCGGUGGACUUGGAGGUGGUGGAGGCGGAGGCCUUGGAGGUGGUUACGGAGGUGGUGGCGCCGGAGGUUACGGAGGAAGUAGUGGAGGCGGAUAUGGAGGUGGCAGCCAUGGAGGAGGCGGACCCAGUGGUGGUGGUUACGGAGGUCAUGGAGGCGGUGGAGGCAAAAAUACGAGAGAUGGUUUUGCAAGUGGAGAUGUACACAUUGGAAAGGGAGGAAAAGGUGAAGGAGGUGCAGAGAGUGUAGGCGGUUCAGGUCAUACUGGCACAGGAAUAGUUGAGGGUGGCAAAAACAAAGGCAGUGGAGAUGGUUUCGGAGAUAGCACUAGUAGGGGAUUCGCCACUGGAAAUGUAGAAAUUGAACGAGGAGAAAAAGGUAAUGCAGGAGGACAUUCAGGAGGUGCAGGAGUCGCCCAUGGAGGAGGAAUAGGAAGUGGGAGUGGAGCAGGAUAUGAAGGUGAAAGCGGUUUAGGCAAUGGUGGUGGAAAAGGAAAUGAAGGAGGAUAUUCAGGAGGCGGAGGAGCCGGACAUGGAGGAGGAAAAGGAUCUGGAGCGGGAUAUGGUGGCGGAAGUGGUUCAGGUUUAGGGGGUGGUAAUCACCAAAUUGGCAAUAACGGUGAUGGAUUUGCUACUGGAAGCAUAGAAAUCGAAGGUGUAGGAAGAGGUAACGGAGGUGGAGAAGCCGCACAUGGUGGAGGAAAAGGAGCUGGAGCUGGAUCAGGAUAUGGUGGCGGAGGUGGUUCAGGUUUAGAUGGUGGAACUGGAAAAAAUGGAAAUAAAGAUGGAUUUUCCACAGGACUUAUCGAAAUUGAAGGAGGAGGCAAAGGCAAUGUUGGUGGAUAUUCAGGUGGUGGUGGUGGUGGUGGAACUUCCUAUGGAGGAGGAAAAGGAGUUGGAUCAGGAUAUGGCGGCGGAAGUGGUUCAAGUUUAGGCAGUGGAAGUGGAAAAAAUGGAAAUAAUGAUGGAUUUGCCACAGGACUUAUUGAAAUUGAAGGAGGAGGUAAAGGCAAUGGAGGGGGAUAUUCAGGCGGUGGUGCAACUUCUUAUGGAGGAGGUAAAGGAGGUGGUAGUAGUUCAGGAUAUGGAACUGGAUCUACAGGAGGUGAUGCUGGAAGGAUAGUAUUUGAUGACGAUGAAAUAGGUAUUGGAAAAGGAAACGGUGGUGGUUUCGGAGGGGGAUUCAGUUUCAGUAGCGGAGGAGGUGCAAGUUCAGCAGGGAACUAUGGAGUAGAUAAAAGUUCAGAUAUAGAAAAUGGAAGUGGUGGAAAUGUAGGACAUGGAUCUGGAGGCAGUUCUGGUAAAAGUCAACAUGGGGCAACUAAAGGUGGUUCUAGAGACGGUGGAUAUGGUGGAGGUGGUUGUGGAGGAGGUUGUGGAGGUGGGAAAGGCGGCGGAUUCUCACACGCAUCUGCAACUGCGACUGCUGGCUCUUACGGAAAGAAGUAAGAAAAAGCCUAGGAUAUCCUUCACUUGUUUUUAAUAUAUGAUAAGAAAAAUACCAAUUGUAAAUAAAAAUAAUUUUGUAUAAACAUUGUUUUUUUUCAUCACCUAAAUAUUACUUUAAAAAAUAAUAAUCUUUUUACAAUUCGCCAUUUAACAUUUGAACUCCUGAAGCAAAGCUUCUGCAGGAGGAUGACUACUUUUGUUAUUAUUUGCAACCCGGAUUUAAAUCUGGAUGUCAUAUCAACUCUUUAAAAUAGUAACAAAGUCUGCACAAAACACACACUAACGAAGAAAUGUGAAUUAUAAAUUAAUAUAAGAAUAUAUAAUGUGUUAACUUUUCCACAAUGACGCCAAAAGAACGGUAUAGAAUAAGCGAUGCUAUUGACUAGACAGGUAGAACAGUACGUGCCAGCCCACUAGUGGAAGAGGUGUAUCCAUCUGUCCAAUCACGGAAGAUAGGCAGCCGAU
Psylliodes chrysocephalus is the source of this 3159-nucleotide messenger RNA. The record is from the annotation of a GenBank genome assembly. Lineage: Eukaryota; Metazoa; Arthropoda; Insecta; Coleoptera; Chrysomelidae.